CUGAGCUGUCCAAGGAGCCAGGAGAGGACCAUCAGAAUGGAGGCGGGUUCGCAGGUCACGGUGAUCAGGAGCAGCCGGGUGGUGGUAGAUGAUGCCGUCGUCCCAGCAGAGAUCGUCAUCGAUGGGGGCCGAAUCGCUGAGAUUCUGCCCGUUGGAAGCACAGUGCCGAGCCAGGGGGAGAAGGUGCUCGAUGUUGGCCACUUGGUGGUCAUGCCCGGCAUCGUGGACUCUCACGUGCACAUCAACGAGCCAGGCCGCACUGCCUGGGAGGGAUUCCACUCGGCCACCAGGGCGGCAGCAGCUGGAGGCAUCACCACCCUCGUGGACAUGCCACUGAACUGCCAGCCUCCGACCACCACCCUGAGCAAUCUCUACACCAAGCUCCAGGCGGCCAGAAGGCAAUGCCACGUGGACGUGGCCUUCUGGGGCGGCCUCAUCCCUGGGAAUGCUGCUGAACUCAAACCCAUGAUGAAGGCUGGAGUGCCGGGAUUUAAGUGUUUCCUGAUUGACAGCGGAGUGGAGGAAUUCCCCAACGUGGGCAUCAAGGACCUGCACGUGGCGAUGAGGGAGCUGCAAGGGACAGACUGUGUCCUUCUGUUUCAUGCGGAGGAGGACGUGGAUCUGGAGAAAUCCGGCCUCGGCUCAGGAGGCGGAGGACCGGAACCUUCCGAGUACCGCACGUUCCUAGCCUCCCGCCCAGACGCCAUGGAGGUGGAGGCGAUCCGGACGGUCAGCGAGCUCUGCCUCCAGUACAAGGUGAGAUGCCAUAUCGUCCACCUCUCCACGGCACGAGCCCUGCCGAUCAUCCGGGAGGCCAGGCGGAAGGGCGCGCCGCUCACCGUGGAGACCACCCACCACUACCUCUCCUUGGCUGCUCAGCACGUGCCCCCCGGGGGCACCCAGUACAAGUGCUGUCCUCCCAUCAGGAGCAAGCACAAUCAGGACCAGCUGUGGAAGGCCCUCCAGGACGGGAACAUCGACCUGGUCAUCUCGGACCACUCGCCCUGCACCGCAGACCUGAAGCACUUGGAGAGCGGUGACUUCCUCCAGGCGUGGGGAGGCAUCUCCUCCCUGCAGUUAGGACUCCCGCUCUUCUGGACCUCAGCACGACACAGAGGGUUUUCCCUUCAUGAUGUGGUCAAAUUUAUGUGCAAGAACCCAGCCAAACUGAGUGGACUCGAGGCACAAAAGGGGUCCUUGCGUCCAGGACAAGAUGCUGACCUGGUGAUCUGGGAUCCAGAGAAGGAGUUUGAGGUCAAAGAAAGCAUGAUUCAGCACAAAAACAAGCUGACGCCCUACCUCGGCUUUCGCCUUCAUGGAGAGGUUUUUGCUACCGUUGUCCACGGCAACCUGGUUUAUCUGAAUGGGGAAUUUUCGCCGGUACCACAAGGGAAUCUGCUUCUGGUGCAAUGAUCUACCCAGGAAGAAGCUCAUCUUCUCCUUCUAGCCGUUUUCAAGGCUCCGCUCAGGCGCCACCUCCUACAGGAAGUCCCCCACCCCGAAGGUUACUUUGUAUUUACUCUGUACAUAUUUUUUACUUCAUUAUCUAUGUACAUGUUAGUCCUCACUCCUCACUCUCCAGGAGAAUAAACUCCCUGAUGGCAAACACUA
Molecule: messenger RNA, 1611 nt
Organism: Gracilinanus agilis (Agile Gracile Mouse Opossum)
Lineage: Eukaryota; Metazoa; Chordata; Mammalia; Didelphimorphia; Didelphidae
Product: allantoinase, mitochondrial-like
Exons: 13
Coding region: 37-1413 (458 amino acids)
Biological process (GO): purine nucleobase catabolic process; allantoin catabolic process
Cellular component (GO): cytoplasm
Molecular function (GO): zinc ion binding; cobalt ion binding; allantoinase activity
Source: RefSeq, a predicted model, not a curated record